CUACAACAACCUCUUUAUAGACAGAUCUACCCCCUUCUCAAUAUAUGUUAAUCUUUUACUAUUAUCAUUGUGAGGAGACCCGUCUCGCAGGACCACUCAUCAACUAAUAACCAUCAAUUUUCGAGAAAAGACUAAGUGCAAAGUAACAAUAUCCAGCUUUGAGAGGGCGAACAUCGAAUCAUGUAAUCUCUGCGAGUCUGAUCUAACACAGUCUUUCUUAAUAGGACUAUAUGAAUGAUGCAGUCAUUAAUUGUUCCUCCUUCAUAUUGGAAACAUCUAUUUGGUAUAAAAAGAUUGAGACUGUCUGUCACAAACCUAAGCAGCAGUUAUCAUCGCAACAACCCCCCUGUUCGUUCAUAAUAUCAUCGUUUAGCGUUGUUUGGCAUGGUCUCUUGAUAUAUAAAAGCUCCCUAAUAACUUACCUAUCUCCAGACUCUCAGAGGCAUCCAACAACUCCAAGAUAUCUAAGUUUCGGAUAAUCUAAGUAAUCUUCAAAAAGUAUUACUAUUACGCUCACGCAAUAGUACCUUGGCAUAUAACAAUACUCUUACAAAUUACACCAUGAGUUCUACUAAAUCUCCUAAGGGCGAAGAUCUACACAACUUGCCAUUGGCUAGGUCAACCCACGUUCAACCAUGGAAGAGUCGUGGGACCAACCCAAGCUUGGCUCUUGCAUCUUACUUACCCCAGGUUGACUUAGCCGCGCUUUUAGGGUUCCUUGAAGCCCCUAUCAUCACAAUAGCCUUUGAUGAAUUCGCCUACGAUUGCUGGUACCCGUUGAAGAAGCAUGCUAAGCAGUUUCUUAGGGUCAAAGAUUUCGAGUACGCAAUUAAGUCCUUUAACGCUGUGCCUGAAGUCUUUCUUACAGCAACAGGACGAGAGGAAGCAGAUUACUUCGACCCUACAACCUUCCAAAGGAUCCGAGAUGUUACCCAAUGGUGGCAACACAUUGCUCAUUUCCUACGGCGAGUAUACACUUGGGCUACAGUGGAAAUGAAGGACCUACCAAUUCGACCGUAUCUGUUAGACCCUAGAUACCGCAUUCCUAUCUUGAUUGGAGCUUUUGCUACUAUUAUUAACGUUCGCCAUGGAAUUGACAUGAAACUGCCCGAUCGAAACGAAUAUUGGUACAAAUUUGGUAGCCUGGACUCGCAUCAGCGUUGGCGAGCGCGUUGGCCAUCGAACCCAAUGGAAUAUGGGGGGAUCGAAACACGCCUGCUUACACUGGUUAUGUCGUGUGAGAAAGAGAUCGAUUCUGCGUGGUUUCAACCGAUAAUUGAAGCAGCAAGGGCCGAGUUCAAAAUGCCCCCGCCAGAUAAUAAUCUCGAGUGGGUGUGGAUGCCUGAUAGCGGAGCUUUCGAGCCUAAUAUAAUGCCUAAAAAACAUGUACCGACGAGUGUCCUGCGCAAACACACCUACCCGAAGAAAUAAAGACAAGAAGAGGAACUCGCCUGAGGCGAUCAAAACUCCCUACCUGAUAUAUCUAAGCUCCUAGGUACCUAGGUAGAUACAACGCACACGUAGUAUGUUUGUAAGAAUGGCUGUUAAGUACUGUUUGUCGUUUUGUUUUUAGUAUUAGAUGUUUUAUAAUAAAUCACACUCGUUU
Hypoxylon trugodes is the source of this 1606-nucleotide messenger RNA. RefSeq lists its product as uncharacterized. The record is from RefSeq and is a predicted model, not a curated record. Bases 562 to 1431 code for a protein of 289 amino acids. Lineage: Eukaryota; Fungi; Ascomycota; Sordariomycetes; Xylariales; Hypoxylaceae. The transcript has a single exon.